Messenger RNA from Lates calcarifer (barramundi perch), 2968 nucleotides. RefSeq names its product nucleolin (gene nucleolin). The coding region runs from base 151 to 2274 and encodes 707 amino acids. The record is from RefSeq and is a predicted model, not a curated record. Lineage: Eukaryota; Metazoa; Chordata; Actinopteri; Centropomidae. Gene Ontology annotation, molecular function: mRNA binding. The transcript is spliced from 16 exons. Gene Ontology annotation, cellular component: cytoplasm; nucleus; ribonucleoprotein complex.
GAGCAGGAGAGUAAGGAGCGCGUCUUCUCGUCUGUCUUUCCUGUCCAAUGCCCCUUUGAGUAGGUUGAGCCACGUGCAUACAUAAGCCAUUUCGUUACUUGUCUGCAACGUUCCAAUUCAUCGUGUUUCACUGAAACACACAGCAGCAAAAUGGUGAAAUUAGCUAAGGCAGCAAAUAAUAAACAAGGCAUUCAGAAGAAAAAGGCCCCACCACCCCCUAAAGAUGUGGAGGAGGAAUCGAGCGAAGAGGACAGCAGUGACGAGGAAGAGACUCCUCCACCUAAGGCGGUGAAGAAAGCCACCCCAGCUAAAGCCACUCCAGUUGUUAAAAAUGGCACCGCUGCCAAAAAAGCAGAAAGUGAAGAUGACGAUGAUGAUUCUGAGGAGGAGUCUGAAGAGGAGGCCCCUGCACCAAAGAAGACGCCUGCAAAAGCAACACCGGCUAAACCCACACCAGCCAAAGCAGCCCCCGCAAAGGCAGAGGAAUCAGAUGACGACGAUGAUGAUGAUGAUGAGUCAGAGGAGGAGGCCCCACCACCCAAAAAAGCAGCCAAACCUGCUGCCAAGCCCCCAGUGAAGGCCCAACCUGCAAAGGAGUCCUCUGAUGAUGAUGAUGACGACGACGAUGAUGAUGACGACGAUGAAGAGUCAGAAGAAGAGGCCCCACCUCCCAAGAAGGCUACUCCAGCUAAACCAGCUGCCAAACAAGCUGCAAAGGCCCCUGCCAAGGAGGAAUCUGAUGAUGAUGAUGACGAUGAAGAUGACUCUGAAGAGGAGAUGGACACCACUCCUGCUCCUCCAGCUGCCAAGGCAAAGAAAGCAGGAAUGGUCAAGGCCAAGGAGGAGUCAGAGGAUGAUGAUGAUGACGAUGAUGAAGAUGACGAUGAAGAUGAUGAUGAGGAAGAAGAGGAAGCCCCAGUGACCGCUGGAAAGAGGAAGGCAGAUAGCAAGAAGGACACACCUCCUGCCAAAAAGGCAAAGUCAGAGGGCGAAGGUUUCUGUCUGUUUGUUGGAAACUUGAACUCCAACAAAGACUUUGAAGAAAUCAAGUCAUCCCUGAGGAAAUUCUUCUCCAAGAACAGCCUUGAGGUUGCUGAUGUCCGGUUAGGAGGAUCCAAGAAAUUUGGCUAUGUGGACUUUGCAUCUGAGGAGGACAUGCAGAAGGCGCUGGAGCUCAAUGGCAAAAAGGUCAUGGGCCAGGAGUUGAAGUUGGACAAGGCCCGCAGCAAAGACAGCUCACAGGAAGGCAAGAAAGAGAGGGACGCACGGACACUGUUUGUAAAAAAUCUUCCCUUUUCUGCGACGGCUGAUGACCUGAGGGAAGUCUUUGAAGAUGCAGUUGAUGUCAGGUUACCUCCAGGCCAGAACGGUUCAAAUAGAGGCAUUGCCUACAUUGAGUUUAAAACUGAGGCUGAAGCAGAGAAGAUGCUGGAAGAGGCGCAGGGAGCUGAUGUACAGGGAAGGUCCAUAAUCAUCGAUUACGUCGGAGAAAAGAGUCAGAAAGGAGCUAAAGUAGCAGUGGCAGGAGGAGUUAGCAAAACACUGGUAGUGAAUAAUCUUGCCUUCAGUGCCACAGAAGAAGUCUUACAGUCCACAUUUGAGAAGGCUUCUUCUAUAAGGAUUCCACAGAAAGACGGCAGAGCUAAAGGUUUUGCUUUUGUAGAGUUUGAGAGCACAGAGGAUGCUAAGGAAGCCUUGGAAAACCUGAACAACACAGAAAUCGAAGGCCGGUCAAUUCGACUGGAGUACAGCCAGAACAGUGGUGGCAGAGACGGGGGAAGAGGAAACUCAGGUCCAACAAAAACCCUCUUUGUCAAGGGUCUCUCUGAGGACACAACAGACCAGACCCUUAAAGAUUCAUUCGAGGGCGCUGUAGCAGCUAGGAUAGUCACAGACAGAGACACAGGCUCAUCAAAAGGCUUUGGCUUUGUGGACUUCGACAACGAGGAGGAUUGCAAGGCAGCCAAGGAGGCAAUGGAGGAUGGCGAGAUCGACGGUAGCAAGGUGACCCUGGACUAUGCCAAGCCCAAGGGCGAAGGCGGCUUCCGUGGAGGCCGAGGUGGCGGUGGAUUUGGUGGCCGCGGUGGUGGCAGAGGAGGACGUGGCGGCUUUGGCGGCUUCGGUGGCCGUGGCGGCGGCGGCAGAGGAGGUCGUGGUGGGUUUGGCGGCCGCGGUGGUGGUAGAGGAGGAGGACGUGGCGGCUUUGGAGGUGGAAGAGGUGGUGGUGGAUUUGGAGCCAAACCCCAGGGGAAGAAAAUCAAGUUUGAUGACUAAAUCCUUAGUCUAUUUUACUUUUUGAAUGGACUCUGGUUUCAUCAGUUUUCAGAGCUUUUGGACAUUCCAGAAAGCGUCAUUGACAUAUAUUUAACUGUUAAUGGGCAUUUUAGCCCUUUAUUUAGGUCCCUCAACCUUCCCCCGCCCUUGUGUGCCAGAAUGGUACUUUUGACCCUCUCAGCUCAAGUACUACGUGCGAGUACUGAAUGUCCUGAAUGCAAACCUGCACCCCUCGCCCUCGUUAGCUUACUUGCUUUUCCGAAGGAGUAAAAUGGAAAGGGUCUGGCAAACAAGUUUGCUGUGAAAAAUAUGCGUCUUUGUCAGAUACAUUGUGUAAAUUUAAACAGUUUGUAUGAUUUCAUUUUACCUUUUUGUAAAAAAAAAAAAGAUUACACUUGUAUCUAUAUGUUUUUGUUUUUAUUUUGUUUGUCAUUUAGUUUGCUUUAGGUGCCAAGUUUUACUGUAAUGUGCAAAGCAUAUUUUGAUAGAUUUGAGAGUUGGGUGUUUAAAAAACAUGGCAUAGAUGGACAUGCCACGUUUGAUUGGUGGGGCACAGUCGGUGUCUGAGUCGCAGAGGAUGAAUGACCUUAUCUAUGUAACAUAAAAUAUUUGUAGUGCAUUGACUAAUUUUUCCCAUCUGAGAAUCGAGAUUUUCAUGUGAUUGAAUAAAACCUUGUAGGUGGUGAUUUUUAAA